AUGGCUGAACGGAUGGACGCGAUGCAUUCCGCCAUUCACUCGAGCGGCGACGAUCGAAGCAACGGAGCUAGCGUUUCCGCCGCCUCGCCUCGUACCGAUGGCGAUAUUUCCGCCGAGUCUCUGCGCGACCUCCACGCCUCCGCCGCCGAGCCGCUGCUUGGCAGCAGCAGAUCUUCCGCCUCCGCUUCCGCCUCUCCGCUCGUUAAGAGAUCCGCCGCUGCUGCGACUAGCGCUUACGAGCCAAUCGAAAACGGCAACGUGGCAGCUACGAGCACGAGCGUGCCAAUGAGAGAGGUCCACGUGGAUCUGUACAUUCGCGGGCGGGGCAAGAGCGGCAAGGGCAAGGGGCCGGCGUGCUCGUUCGCGGCGCAGCUGCUGGGGUGGCACGCGGACCGCCUUGACGUGGCGGCGAUUAAAAGGCGAGGGCAUGUGCGGGCGGGGUGGAGCUCUGGUGGUGAAUCCGCAAAACGGACUGUCGCUGACGACUUUGAACUGGCAAAACGGUCUGUCGCUGACGAAUCACGCCCGAUGGGGAACCGGGGUGGGCGAUUGCGAGGGCAGGUGGGUGGGGAGUUUGCUGCGGGAUGGGCGGGUGUGCAGGGGGAUGGGGGGGGUGGGGUAGGGGGGCGCUUUGGGCAGCAGGGGUUCUCCUCUUCUCCCUUCGCCUUCUUCUCAUCCCCGUCCCUCUGUCAGCCACUCCCAGCCUGUUUCCCUCUCACCCUCUCCCGGCCUUCCCCUCUCCCCUUCUCCCUCUUUCCCCAUCUCCUAUCUUCCCCAUUCGCAUAUUCCCCCACUUCCCCCACUUCCUUCCCAUCAGGAGCAUUUCUUGAGUCGCUCCCUGGUGGCAGCAGGGGGUCUUCUCUUCGCCCUUGGUCUGCUGCUCCUCAUCAUCCCCCACAACCCCACCUUGCCACCCUGCUUGCAACCUCCGCCCUUCUCUCCACCUCUCCCAAUGUCCCAUAUCAGGAGCCUUUCUUAAGUCGCUCCCUGGUGGCAGCAGGGGUUCUUCUCUUCGCCCUUGCUCUGCUGCUCCUCCUUGUCUCCCACAACCCCCACUUCGCCACCCUGCUUGCAAACUCCCCCUUUCUCCCCCCCUCACCCCACCUCUUCCAUCGUCCUUCCCACCAGGAGCCUUUCUUGAGUCGCUCCCUGGUGGCAGCAGGGGGUCUCCUUUUCUCCCUUGGCCUGCUUCUCAUUCCCCUCCAGGCCUCCCCCAUUCUCUCUCUUUCAUCAUCCCUCUACCAUCUUCUUCCACCAGGAGCCUUUCUUGAGUCGCUCCCUGGUGGCAGCAGGGGGUCUGCUCUUUUCCCUUGGUCUGCUUCUCCUUCUCGUCUCCCACAACCCCCACUUUGCCAGCCUGCUUGCAACGCAUAA
Messenger RNA from Closterium sp. Naga37s-1, 1374 nucleotides. The record is from the annotation of a GenBank genome assembly. Lineage: Eukaryota; Viridiplantae; Streptophyta; Zygnematophyceae; Desmidiales; Closteriaceae.